GAAUAGAGAAGAUGUCAGCACCUGGGAUGCCUGAUAUGUCGAAUGCCAUUGUGGCACAAGAUGAAAUGGGACGUCCAUUCAUUAUUGUCAGAGAUCAAGGUAAAAAACAAAGAAAACAUGGUAUUGAAGCUACUAAAUCACAUAUAUUGGCAGCAAGAUCGGUUGCAUCUAUAGUUAAAACAUCAUUAGGACCAAGAGGGUUGGAUAAGAUUUUGAUUAGUCAAGAUGGAGAUAUUACUAUAACCAAUGACGGUGCUACAAUUUUAUCACAAAUGGAUUUAGAUAAUGAAAUUGCUAAGUUAUUAGUUGAAUUAUCAAGAUCACAAGAUGAUGAAAUUGGUGAUGGUACCACUGGGGUUGUUGUUUUAGCUGGUGCUUUAUUGGAUCAAGCUUUGGAAUUAAUAGAAAGAGGUAUUCAUCCAAUUAAAAUUGCCAAUGGGUUUGAUGAAGCAUGUAAGAUUGCUUGUCAACAAUUAGAUUUAAUUGCAGACGAUAUUAAUAUUAGUAAUGAAUCGAAUGAUUCUAAUUUAUUAAAAGCAGCCAAAACUUCAUUAGGAUCUAAAAUUGUUAGUAAAUCUCAUGAUCAUUUUGCUCAAAUGGCCGUUGAUUCAGUUUUAGCAGUUGCCGAUUUUGAAAGAAAAGAUGUUGAUUUCGAAUUAAUCAAAAUGGAGAAAAAAGUAGGUGGUUCAAUUGAAGAUUCAAAUCUAAUUAAAGGGGUUUUAUUAGAUAAAGAUUUUUCUCAUCCUCAAAUGCCAAAAGAAAUCAAAGAUUGCAAAAUUGCUAUUUUAACUUGUCCAUUUGAACCUCCAAAACCAAAAACUAAACAUAAAUUAGAUAUUUCUUCCGCUGAAGAAUUUAAAGUCUUACAAGAAUAUGAACAGAAAAAAUUCCAAGAAAUGAUUGAUUGUGUUAAAGCUUCUGGUGCCAAUGUUGUUGCUUGUCAAUGGGGGUUUGAUGAUGAAGCUAAUCAUCUUUUGUUAGCCAAUAAUUUAAAUGCUAUUAGAUGGAUUGGUGGUUCAGAAUUGGAAUUAUUAGCAAUCGCUACCAAUGGUCGUAUUGUUCCUCGUUUUGAAGACUUAACUCCUGAAAAAUUAGGUCAUGCUGGUACUAUUAGAGAAUUAGAAUUUGGUACUACUAGAGAUCGUAUGUUGGUUAUUGAAGAUUGUUCAAAUACUAAAGCUGUUACUUGUUUUGUUAGAGGUUCUAAUGAAAUGAUUGCUGCUGAAGGUAUUAGAGCUUUACAUGAUUCUAUUUGUGUUGUUCGUAAUUUAAUUAGAGAUAGUAGAGUUGUUUAUGGUGGUGGUGCUGCUGAAUUAACCUGCUCUUUAGCCGUGAGUGAUGCUGCCGAUAAACAAACUGGUAUUGAUCAAUACGCUUUUAGAGCUUUCUCUCAAGCUUUAGAUACUAUCCCAAUGACUUUAGCUGAAAAUUCUGGUUUAGACCCAAUUGAAACUUUAUCAAACUUAAAAUCAAAACAAGUUAACGAAAAAUCCUCCAACUUAGGUGUGGAUUGUUUAGGUAAAGGUACUAAUGACAUGAAAGAAUUGUUCGUUAUUGAUCCAUUGAUUGGUAAAAAACAACAAUUAUUAUUAGCUACUCAAUUAACUAGAAUGAUUUUAAAAAUUAAUGAUGUCAUCAUAAGUGGUAAAGAUGAAUACUAG
Molecule: messenger RNA, 1661 nt
Organism: Hyphopichia burtonii NRRL Y-1933
Lineage: Eukaryota; Fungi; Ascomycota; Pichiomycetes; Serinales; Debaryomycetaceae
Gene: CCT5
Product: chaperonin-containing T-complex subunit
Exons: 1
Coding region: 12-1661 (549 amino acids)
Biological process (GO): protein folding
Cellular component (GO): chaperonin-containing T-complex
Molecular function (GO): ATP hydrolysis activity; ATP-dependent protein folding chaperone; ATP binding
Source: RefSeq, a predicted model, not a curated record